AUGUUUUACUCCGAACAGCUUCUUUCCAAAGAUGGACCAUUGGCUUAUGCAUGGUUGGCCGCAAACCUAGAAAAAAAGCUUACUAAACAGCAACUUCUCAAUGCAUCAAUUACAGACUCUGCCAGAGCGAUCGAAGACUCGUCCAGAGCAUUAGAGGUGUCAAGUUCACAACGCGAUACUGAACCAAUGGCACUUCGGCUUUCAGGACAAUUACUUUAUGGUAUUGUAAGGAUUUACUCCAGAAAAGCCAAGUAUUUAUACGAGGAUGUCAGUGAUAUCCUCAUGAAAUUGAAAGCCUCCUUCGCUACCUCGAAGUCAGUAAUUUUACCACUAGAGUCAACAGUUAUUGCAUCGGUUAAAAAUGUGACUCUGGCCGACACUGUGACUGAAGCUGACUUGCUUUAUCGUCAACCGCUCAACUUUGAUGAGAUUUUCGAAUCUCAGGAAAAGUCUGGCGAGCCUAGAAUCAGUGAAUUGGCUGUUGAUAAUGAAGAGGAGACGUUUCCUGCUGACGAAUCCAUUGAGAUUCCUCGUAGGAACGAAGAACAUGAUGAUUUGGAUGGAGAAAAUGCUGAUUUCGACUUGGACUUGAACUUUGAUAUAGAAGGAGACGAUCAUGAGGAGGUUCACCAGCAGCAACGGGGUGAUACCAACGAGGACACCUCGAUUGAAGUUGGUAGAGCUGCAGAUGUUGCAAAUGCUUCUGCCAUGGAUACUUUGGGAGAUAUUGAACUUCCGGACUUUCAGGAACCGAUUCUCGAUGUUGAUGACGGUGAAGAUAAUGCGAAUGAUCGGGACGAGCCAACAACUCCUCCGGAUCUGAUUUCCAACUCCCCUGUUAGAGGCAAGAAGCUUCCAGUAUAUCAGAAGACGGAUGUUGUAAGGACCAUGCGUAAAAGGAUCAUUGUUGAUACUAUAACGGAGCUUUCGGCUCAGACUCUACGGACAAAUCAAAGGAAGUAUUUAGAGAGUGAAGGAACUGACAGCUCCGUUGGUGCCAAGAGACGUAUCUCAAAGCGCGUUUCACCUGAAGAUGUUUCCAGUGCAUUGGCUGGUAAUUUUAUUACUAGUUUCGCCCGAGGUUUACAUUUGGAUAAGAAGAGAAGGAUUGAAGAACCUUCAGAGGCUGUAGAACCUUCUGGGGAGUUGCCAGAGGUCCCUGAAGACCAUCAAAAUGAAGACGAGUUUCAGACUGACUUUAAUGAUAUUGAUCUUGCUCCACAGUCUCCUGUUCUUGAUAUUACUCUUGAUUUGGGUGAUGAAGAACCCGAGAAUGCUCCUUCCGAAGAUAUUCAAGCGGAUGUCGACCUGCCAGGGUUGUCUACGGAGAACAACCAACACAAGAAAAUAGUGGAGGACGAUACUUCCAGUGAAGAGAAAGCUGCCGUACACGUAGCAGGCCGCCUCAGAGAGAUGCUCACCACAGAUGGUAAAGCUUUUGAUGGUGUUUCAGUGACUUUCAGUGACGUCAUUGAUGCAGACAAGGUAUCUGAAGAGCCUUUGGCCGCCGAUCUCAAGUCUGAGGCCAGUAAGAUGUUCUUUGAAUUGUUGGUAUUGGCUGGAAGCGAUGCAGUCAAACUCCAACAGAAUAGAUUGUUUGGUGAAAUCGCAAUUGAAGCAACGGAUUCUCUUACUAUGAGCUUUUUGUAG
This is a messenger RNA of Brettanomyces nanus, 1650 nucleotides long. RefSeq lists its product as uncharacterized. Gene Ontology annotation, biological process: mitotic sister chromatid cohesion; synaptonemal complex assembly; replication-born double-strand break repair via sister chromatid exchange. Bases 1 to 1650 code for a protein of 549 amino acids. The transcript has a single exon. The record is from RefSeq and is a predicted model, not a curated record. Gene Ontology annotation, cellular component: synaptonemal complex; cohesin complex. Lineage: Eukaryota; Fungi; Ascomycota; Pichiomycetes; Pichiales; Pichiaceae. Gene Ontology annotation, molecular function: protein binding; chromatin binding.